GCCGCCCCGAGUAGCUGAAGUCGACCGAGCGUCUCGACAUUCCCUUAUUCUCUUCGUUCGUUCUCAUCCGCGUCAGUUUUUCUCAUUCCCGCCUUCGUCGUGGGGCUUAAAUCGAACGGCGGAGGCGGCUCAGAGCAACGGGGCCAGCGCAGGGCGGAGGCGUUCGGUUCCGAAUUCCGUUUUUGAAUUUGGCGGUCGGGGAGGACGCCCUCCAAUGAAGGGAUGAGUUUUUCGAGUGAGGAGCUGCGGUUCAUGUCCACCGAAUGUGACAUGGCGUCCGCAAAGAGAGUCUGUCAGUAAAUAAAAUUAUAUUUAUGCUGUUUUCAUGAUAAAUUGACGGGAGGGCUUGAUUUAAAGCCGCUCACUUUUUUAAGAGACUCGCAUUGAUGGUAAUGCAUGCAAGGAAACCACAACGGAUCGGCGAUGGGUAUUUCGAGAAACACCAAGCCCAUCCGUAUCAGAAUUCCAAGUAUAGUUCCAAGAACUAUGACAGGGAUAGGAUGCGGGAUAGGGACUCCCCCAACGGGAAUUCUUACAGAUCGGACAGUCCAGAAUGCGACAGCCCGAGGGAAAGGAGUUCCUCUUAUCACAGUAAAUCGGUUUACAUGUCCAAAAGCAGGGAUAAGGAGAGGGAGAACAGAGACUAUAAGAAUAGGGAAAAGUAUUCAGAAUGCGUACGGUCUCCGAAAGACAAAAGGCUGCGGGAAUCCAGAGAAGCAGAGCACCGAACUAACCACGAUAGGAAUAGUACGGAAAAAAAUGAUCUUCAUACGAUGAAGAUAAAUCAGAAUUCUUCUCGAGACAGUUCACAACGGAAGUUGAACUCAUCUUGCCAGGACAAACGAGAAGAGAGAGAAAGAGUAGUGAGGGUUGGUGAUUGGUCCGAACACCUCAGCUCUUCCGGAAAGAAAUAUUAUUACAAUUGCAAAACUGAAGUUUCCCAAUGGGAAAAGCCGAGAGAAUGGUCAGAUCCUAGGCCUCAGCCUAGGCACAAUUACCCUCCUCAAACCAAUAGAACAGUUACAACAGUAUUGGAUAAACAUUCCAACAACAGUCGUUCGAGUGUGAACACAAAUCCGGUGAAAUCAACAAGUAGUGUCAUACCGAGCAAUAGGACUGACAAACCGACAACGGCCAGUAACGCUUAUUGGCCACAGCCAGCCCAUCAUGACUCGAGCCUUGUUGACACAAGAAAGCAAGAUUUAACAAAUAACAGUGGAGUCGAUGGCCAGGCAACAGAUAUGGAGAUCUGUUCUGGGGACAGUACUCCAACAUCUGAGUGUAGUGGGGGAGGUGCUGGUGGGGUGGUUGUAAUAGGUGGAGUGGAAACUGCAAAUGCACCAGGUCCACCUACGCACAAUACGCCUAUUCACGUUGACACCAGUUCCAUACCACAGGAUCCAGGACCUCCCACACCUACACACUCAGAGACACAAGACUGCACCGAUGCAAGAAAACUUGUUAGCCCACCUAGCAGCUUAAGUUCACUACAGAGUUUGGCUGCGGGAUCGACAUUAGCCGCUAUAAGGCCUCAAGCUCCAAACUUGACACCUUCGUUAGCAAACCACUACAGGGACGACCUUGUUAAUCACGUAAGAGGUUGGCCGGCCGAUGUCCUGGAAAAACAGGCACAAAAAAUGGGGGAGGAGGCUCACGGGCUCGGUAGUUUGUGCACAAAGGUGUCCGCAGAGUUGAAAAGUGCACGGUCUACUGUAAGACUUCGAGAGAUUCAAGCAACACUUCAAGAGCAAAGAGUACUGUUUUUACGUCAGCAGAUUAAAAACCUUGAAGAGUUGAAAUCUCAAAAUUCUUUUAUGGCAGAUGAAGCCUAAAAUGCUUUCAUUUUUGCCUGUGUAACAUAACUGUAUAUUUGUUCUUUUAUCUAUAUAACAGACAGCAAAUAAAUUUUAAAAAAAGUUAGUGAUGGGGUACUGAAAACAUGCAGGUCUUAAAAGUGAUCUGGGCCUUGAAAAGCCUUGGAAUCUCCAUUUUUUCUUUUUAAGACCAACUGUUUCUCAGUUGUGUAAAUAUAGUGCUGCAGGAACAACAAUGACGGAGAAAUCUGUACAGAUGCUAUAUUUUGUUAUCUAAAGCUUUGGAAAAAGUGGCAAAUUGACUUGAAUUUUGAAUGAAAAAAAAAAAAAAUUAAAUAAAUGAAAUAAGAGUAAACAUUCAGCUGUUGGACACUCAAGAGUGCGACAGUAGUUUUAUGGAAUAUAAUGUAAUUGAAUUAGCUAUUUAUCCUACACUAGGGUUAUGAUUCCUGUGGGUUAUUGUACAUAGUGACACAUAAGAAACCCGACGUAUACUGUUACUAAAUUUGUCACGUAUUGAAUCUAAGGAAAUGUUUAUAUUUAAAUACACAACGUUUUAUUUAAUUUGUCGAUAGAGUGCAUUUAAAUUUAUGUAUUAAUUUGUAAUUAGUUUGUAAGUUGACAAGAGAGAGUUUUUCUUUCUGUUAAACAGUUUAAUCACAAAAUACUAAACUAUUUUCUUCUAUGGUUUCAACCAGCUGAGUAUUCCUCUCGUCAGGCGGGUGCCUGGUGCUUCUAAAUUAUCUGUGUAUAUUUAUCCAAUUGUUGAUUAUAAGUGUGGUGUAUAAUUUAACUGUGUGAAUCAUAUUGAUAAAAACUGAAUGGGGGGCGUAUGAUUGAAACACUUUCGAGGGG
Molecule: messenger RNA, 2669 nt
Organism: Cimex lectularius (bed bug)
Lineage: Eukaryota; Metazoa; Arthropoda; Insecta; Hemiptera; Cimicidae
Gene: wcy
Product: WW domain-containing adapter protein with coiled-coil homolog
Exons: 11
Coding region: 387-1832 (481 amino acids)
Biological process (GO): positive regulation of TORC1 signaling; regulation of autophagy
Cellular component (GO): nucleus
Molecular function (GO): chromatin binding; RNA polymerase II complex binding
Source: RefSeq, a predicted model, not a curated record